This is a messenger RNA of Pseudophryne corroboree (corroboree frog), 3605 nucleotides long. Its product is annotated as oocyte zinc finger protein XlCOF8.4-like. The transcript has 5 exons. The record is from RefSeq and is a predicted model, not a curated record. Bases 653 to 2371 code for a protein of 572 amino acids. NCBI's taxonomy places the organism in Eukaryota, Metazoa, Chordata, Amphibia, Anura, Myobatrachidae. Gene Ontology annotation, molecular function: DNA-binding transcription factor activity, RNA polymerase II-specific; RNA polymerase II cis-regulatory region sequence-specific DNA binding. Gene Ontology annotation, biological process: regulation of transcription by RNA polymerase II. Gene Ontology annotation, cellular component: nucleus.
GUGUCCUAUUAUUAUUAUUACACAGGAGGAGCAGCCUGUGGUGUCCUGUUAUUAUUACUAUACAGGGGGAGCAGCCUGUGGUGUUCUGUUAUUAUUAUUAUUAUUAUACAGGGGGAGCAGACUGUGGUGUCCUGUUGGUAGAUGCUAAAAUCAAGUGGGCUAAGUGACCUUUUCCGUCUGGGGGAGGAGUCACGACACAAGGGGGAGGAGCUUGGCCAGCGGGAUAGUAUUACAUUUAGUAAUCAGGUGGCGAGCGAAGCGAGCCCGAAGUGUGGCGAGCGUUCUUUUAGGGUACCCUGUUCGGCCGGAGCUCCUCCCCCUGGUGAUGUGUCUAGGUACGUCACAAGUCCCCUUCUGCCACUCCGAUAUAGACUCAACCGUGUCCUGUUGUUGUUAUACAGGGGGAGCAGCCUGUGGUGUCCUGUUAUUACUAUUAUACAGGGGGAGCAGCCUGUAGUGUCCUGUUAUUACUAUUAUACAGGGGGAGCAGCCUGUAGUGUCCUGUUAUUUUUAUUAUACAGGUGGAGCAGCCUGUUGUGUCCUGUUAUUAUGCAGGGGGAGCAGCCUGUGGUGUCCAUGCGGAACUCCAGCUGUGAGGAACGGAGUCUUUAUUACACAUCACACGUUCUGUAUUCUCUCUGAUUCACUGAGGAUGGACAAGGACAGGAGUCACAGGACUGAGAGGAUAAUAAAUAUCACCCUGGAGAUCAUCUACCUGCUGACUGGGGAGGAUUACACAAUAGUGAAGAAGACAUCCGAUGAGUAUGAGACAACCAGCAGCCAUCCCCCUGUAUCAGGGGGACUGAGUAGAACCCAGAGCCCCAUCACCGUGCCUCCACCUCACUCACUGACACAUGAGAGACAAAAUGAUCAGAAGAUCCUGGAACUCACCAAGAAGAUCAUUCAGUUGCUGACUGGAGAGGGUGAAGCCCAAUUAAAUAAUAUUAAAGUCAAAGAUACAGAGGGAGAAGAAGAGACGUAUUUGACUGAUAUAAAGGCAGAAGAUAUAGAGGGAGAAGAAGAGACGUAUGUGACUGAUAUAAAGGCAGAAGAUAUAGAGGGAGAAGAAGAGACGUAUGUGACUGAUAUAAAGGCAGAAGAUAUAGAGGGAGAAGAAGAGACGUAUAUGACUGAUAUGAAGGUAGAAGAUAUAGAGGGAGAAGAAGAGACGUAUGUGACUGAUAUAAAGGCAGAAGAUAUAGAGGGAGAAGAAGAGACGUAUGUGACUGAUAUAAAGGCAGAAGAUACAGAGGGAGAAGAAGAGACGUAUGUGACUGAUAUGAAGGCAGAAGAUAUAGAGGGAGAAGAAGAGACGUAUGUGAGGGGUGAUCAGCAGUGUAAGGAGGAGGAGAUCCCUACAGAUAUCAGCAGAGCAGAUGGACACACAAGCAGGAAUAUCUCAGAAGGACAUCUAAUGUUAUCCCCGGAUUGUGACAUAAAAGAUAAUGACAGCAGACAGGAUUCUCCAGGAGAUAACCCCAUUACCCCAAUUAUACAUCCAGCUCUAUCAGCUGGUCCCUCUGAUCCUGGGAAAUGUUCUCCUGAUCACUCUAAUAUUGGUGCAUCUGUUACAGCUCUGACAGUAGAUACAGUGUUUCCGUGUUCUAUAGAUGCCAAAUGUUUUACACAAAACACAAAGCAUAUUAACCCACAUACAGGUAAGGCAGGUGAAAGGCCACUGAUAUGUUCUGAGUGUUGGAAAUGUUUUACAUACAAAUCAUAUCUUGUUAAACAUCAGAGAAGUCACACAGGUGAGAGGCCAUUUCCAUGUUCUGAGUGUGGGAAAUGUUUUACACUGAAAUCACAUCUUGUUACACAUCAGCGAACUCACACAGGUGAGAAGGCAUUUCCAUGUUCUGAGUGUGGGAAAUGUUUUGCACACAAAUCAGAUCUUGUUAAUCAUCAGAGAACUCACACAGGUGAGAAGCCAUUUCCAUGUUCUGAGUGUGGGAAAUGUUUUACACGGAAAUCAUAUCUGGUUACUCAUCAGCGAACUCACACAGGUGAGAAGCCAUUUCUAUGCUCUGAGUGUGGGAAAUGUUUUGCAAACAAAUCAGAUAUUGUUCAACAUCAGAGAAGUCACACAGGUGAGAAGCCAUUUCCAUGUUCUGAGUGUGGGAAAUGUUUUACACGGAAAUCAUAUCUUGUUACUCAUCAGGAAACUCACACAGGUGAGAGGCUAUUUCUAUGUUCUGAGUGUGGGAAAGGUUUUGCACACAAAUCACAUCUUGUUAUACAUCACAGAAGUCACACAGGUGAGAACCCAUUUGCAUGUUCUGAGUGUGGGAAAUGUUUUGCACACAAAUCACAACUUGUUAGACAUCAGCAAAGUCACACAGGUGAGAGGCCAUUUCUAUACUCUGAGAAAUAAAGCAGCUCUUGUUGCACACAAUAGACAUCACUCAGGUGAGGAACUAUUUUAAUCUUCUGGAGUAUACUUAUCAUUGCCAUGCGUUGUUCUUCAAGGUUCUUAUUCUAUCUCCUAUGCUUUUUGCAAUAUACAUGCUACCACUGGGUGAAAUAAUCAGAUGUCAUGCCCUCAUCUACCACUGCUAUGCAGAUGACCUGUCUUUUGCUCUGGGUACUGAGAACCCAGUACCAAUCCUAAAUGGUUGUCUAGCUGAGCUCCAGGUAUGGGUGAUACCAGUUGGCUGUGAUUCAGUCCUGGUGAAACAGGUCUUUAAGCUCACCACCAAAGGGCAGGGCUACAGUUCAGCUUUGCAAACCAACCAGACUUACGCUUGGGGGUUCAGAGUUACAAAAUGCUGAUCAUGUGCGGAAUCUUGGUGUCCUGGAUGGUGGAGUGACACUUAGACAUCAGUAUCUGCCACAAUCAGAUCCUCAUCUGAGGAACAUAGCCAGACUCCAGCACUUUAUUCCCUCAGAAGAUCUACCUACAGUCAUACAUGCACUUGUAUCAUCACACAUAGACUACUGCAAUGUCCUCUACCUGGGUCUCCCAGCAAUAGAAUUGCACCGCUUGUAGCUUGUACAGAAUGCAGCAGCCAAGCUGUUACCUAACCAGCUUGUUCCUGCCACAUAACACCCAUUCUCUGCUCCCACCACCGGCUGCCUGUAAGAUGGUUACUCUUACAUAAUCUCACUGACUCUCCCAAUCCUACAUGACCAGGAUCCAUGGUACCAGAAGCAGCUUCUGCCUCCUUACUGCCCAGUUACUUCCACCUGCAGAUGUAGGACUGUUACCAGCAGUACCAAGAAUCCUCAAGCAGUGCUGAGAGGUCAGGGGUGAGACAGGGUGGUGACACUAGUGCUGUAGUAGGGGCUGCCGGAGGCACUGUCUGUAUGUAAUAUUGUCCUCAAGCAGCGCUAAGGUGUAAGAGGGGAGACAGGGCAAUGGCAGUUGUGGGCAGAGACGGGGCAGUGGCAGUAGUGGGGGGAGAUGGCGGUGGCAGUAGUGGAGGGAGACGGGGCUGAUGCAGUUGUGGGGGAGAGACUGCAGUGGCAGUUUUGAGGGAGAAGGGCGGUAGCAGUAGUGGAGAGAGACAGGGCAGUGGCAGUAGUGGGAGACAGAGCGGAUGCAGUUGGGGGUAGACAGGGCAGUUGCAGUAGUGGGGAGACUCGUCAGUGACAGAAGUGGGGGGAGA